AUGGGUAUCGCCAGUGAUAUCACGACCUACGGUCACUCGCCCGAUGAGGACGAUGUCAGCGCUUCCCUGUACGACGACGGCGAUUGCGACGGCGACGACGAUCUCGGCAACUUGGUCGCGCUUCCGACGAAGCGCAAGUCGUCGUCGGCCGCCAGCCGCAAAGGCCCGCAAGGCGCUGAUAAGCGUGCGUCGCACAAUGCGAUCGAGCGUGCGCGUCGCGAAUCUCUCAACGGUCGAUUCAUGGUGCGCUCGCCCGUGCACCUUGCUGUAAGAGAUUCAGCGCUGACACUCAAUGCACGCAAACUCCCCCACAGACCCUCGCUGAAGCUUUGCCUUCGAUGGCCAAAGUCAAGCGACCGUCCAAGAGCGUGAUCGUCAACAAGGCGCUCGACUUCGUCUUUGAGGCCCAGGUUCGUUGCGGCGGAAGAAGUAGCCACGUUGUAUGGUCGCAGGAACUGAUGUUGCCUCCGUGGUUCGACGGAACAGGUCAAAGAGUCCGCCUUGACCAAGGAGAAUGCUGAGCUUCGACGAGAAGUGAACGAGCUCCGCCAACAACUCGGUCUUCCCCCUCUUCCUCCCUCCAACGCCUCCGUCAACAAGAAGCACAGCGUGACCUCUCAACAUAGCUCGUCCGCCUCCGUCACGUUCGGAUCACCGCUCGACCUCACGAACUCAACGAGCCAGUUUGACAACCGCGCUGGCUCCUCGAUUGGUGGUUCGCCGCCAACCUCCUCCCGCCCCGACUCGCCCGCGAUCAAGAGCGAACAGUCCUUGGCCGCUCUCCAAACAUCAUCACUCACCUACCCCAUGGCAAUGCCGAUAACGACUUCGAUGUUCGCCAAUGCGGGCUCGCCCACAAACUCGCUAGUCGAUCCUUCGGAUUCGUUCUCUGCUUCGUCGCUCUCGGCCUCGUCGCAAAUGUCGUCCUCGGCCCCCGUUCACGCCGUCGCGACAUCGCCGUUCGCCUUGCAUCAGCAACAAAUGGCUACAAUGAGCAACAUACACGCACAUAACAUGUUGCCCGCGUCCUUCGGCUACCUCAGCCCGGAGAUGCUCCAGGCACAACAGCAGCAACAGCAGCAUGCACACGCCCAGCAACAGCAUCAGCAACAGCUCCUCUUUGCCGCCGCUUUGCAACAACAGCAACAGCAGUUGCAGCAGCAACACCCUCACGCCGGCUCAUUCGAUCUCUAUGGCAUCAACUCGGCCUUAUUGAACAACGCCUGGGCCGCCGGUUACGCCGGGCAUGCUUGA
This is a messenger RNA of Microbotryum saponariae, 1254 nucleotides long. NCBI's taxonomy places the organism in Eukaryota, Fungi, Basidiomycota, Microbotryomycetes, Microbotryales, Microbotryaceae. The record is from the annotation of a GenBank genome assembly.